GAAUUAGUGUCAACGUCAAAAAUCAACAAAAAUAAUUUCCAUUUUAUAAAAUAAUAAAAAUGAUUAGUGAAUUAAGACAUAACGCAUCACCAUCACUCUCAGCGAGUGGUUCUACUGAGCAUUCCGAUGGUUCUGGUGACAAUCAAUCCAGAACUUCAUCUGAAAUACAAGAAUACACAAAAAUCUUGGAAGGACAUAAAUCGCAAUUUGAUAAAUUAUGGGCUAGGCAAUACGAACCAUCCACACCUUUGGUUGGUUUUGAUAUGAUUAGAGUUUUAGGUACUGGUGCUUUUGGACAAGUCGUUUUGGCUAAACACAAAAUUACGAGCGUACAUUAUGCAAUAAAAAUCCAAAAACAAUCGGUUUUGGUUAAAACGCAGCAAGUGCAUCAUACAUACUAUGAAAAAAGAAUCUUACAAAGCGUUUCUUUUCCUUUAGUUGUUAAUAUGGAUUUUUCAUUUAAAGAUUCUACGUAUAUUUAUUUUGUAAUGCCUUUUGUAAAUGGUGGAGAUUUAUUUACUUAUUUAAAAAAAGUCAAAAAAUUAAAAGAAGAUUUAUGUAAAUUUUACGCAGCCCAAAUAGUUCUCGCAUUGGAAUACAUACAUUUUCUUUCAUUGGUAUUUCGCGAUUUAAAACCAGAAAAUAUUAUGAUCGAUUCAACAGGUUACCUAAAAGUUUGCGAUUUUGGUUUUUGCAAAUAUGUAGAUACAAGAACGUACAGUUUAUGCGGUACCCCUGAUUAUUUAGCACCCGAAACACUAUUAAUGAAAGGAUAUGGAAAAAGCGUUGAUUGGUGGGCAUUUGGAAUUUUUUUAUAUGAAGUAUCAGCUGGAUAUCCCCCGUUUUAUGAUGCUAACGAUAUAAUUCGAUUUGGAAAAGUCGUUUCGUUGCAUUAUCGAUUCCCAAAAGAAUUUAGCGUCGAAUUGAAAGACUUAAUUAGAAAUUUAUUACAAGUUGAUUUAUCGCGAAGGUACGGUAUUUUAAAAAGGGGAGUUCUCGACAUAAAAUAUCACAAAUUCUUUAAUGGAAUUAAUUGGUCCGACAUUUAUCAACAAAAUACUAGAGCACCUUACGUUCCACAGGUUAGAAAUGAAGGUGAUACCCGUCAUUUUGAAUCAAACGAUGAAAUUAAUUAUGUUAUUGAUCCUGAUGAUGACUAUACAGAACAAUUCAAAGAUUUUUAA
Onthophagus taurus is the source of this 1184-nucleotide messenger RNA. RefSeq names its product cAMP-dependent protein kinase catalytic subunit alpha-like. Gene Ontology annotation, molecular function: cAMP-dependent protein kinase activity; ATP binding. Gene Ontology annotation, biological process: protein phosphorylation. NCBI's taxonomy places the organism in Eukaryota, Metazoa, Arthropoda, Insecta, Coleoptera, Scarabaeidae. Gene Ontology annotation, cellular component: cAMP-dependent protein kinase complex; nucleus; cytosol. The record is from RefSeq and is a predicted model, not a curated record.